CUACAUCCUAGUUAAAUUUAUGAAUUGGAAUAAAUUUUUUACCGGGACGCCAGGUCACGAGGAGCAUGCGAAUGAGGAAACGACGGAAACGGAAGACGACGAGGAUGUCACGGAUAGCACGGGAACCGUAUCCACUGAUAAAAAAUCUCAUUUCCUUGGAAUGCAUUUUCACAAGUUCUCGCACAAUCAUUUAUCGCAACGAUGUAUUAAACUGGCUUUCUUAACAAUCAAUGUUGCAAUUUUUAUUGCAGGCAUUAUUGGCAUUGUAAUCUCUAUAUGGAUUUUCACUGAUAAUAAAAUAAUGAUGAGACUGAUAGAUCAACGCUUUUACGUUGCAACGUUGUUAUUUGCCAGUUUAAUUGGUUCAUUAGUAUCGUUGUUGGGGAUUCUCGGCGUACUUCGAAAGAAAAGGAAAUUUUUGAACGUUUAUGCUCUGUGUUGCUUGACAUUUCUCUGCGUCAUAUUUAUUAGUGCCAUCAUGAGUUUCUGGAUUUUCGAGGAAAUCACAAGGAGGAUUCAUACCGACAUGAGCGCCACCAUCGAGGGAUAUCGUUCCUCGCCUUCGAGCAGAGAAGCUUGGGACAAUACCCACAGAUACCUUCUUCAAUUCUCCCAUUCAAGUAGAAUUUUUCCACAGUGUUUACGAAUGACGGAGGCAGUGGCAUAUAAAUCCGGAUGUCUGAGAAACGCCGUACUAUUGCUGAAGUCUCAUAUACACGCCAUUAGCAUGUCCGUGCUGUUGAUUUUCCUAAUCAUAGUGAGUUGAGAACGCUUUCUUGUGCGAAUCACACACAGGACUUAUCGAAACAUAUUCGAAGCGAAUUAUGAGAAAUAUAUCGUCUGCGUACAUAUUUUCAAAUCUGUACUCGAACUAUUUCUUUCUAUUAUUUCAGUUAGUGGGUUUCCUUCUUGUGCUCUGUAUACUCGCUCGAAUGAAGAGGCAAAUU
Molecule: messenger RNA, 947 nt
Organism: Heterotrigona itama
Lineage: Eukaryota; Metazoa; Arthropoda; Insecta; Hymenoptera; Apidae
Source: the annotation of a GenBank genome assembly